AUGACUUCUCAGUCUACUGCCAAUGUCGUUGGUGUUCAUUAUAGAGUCGGCAAAAAGAUUGGCGAAGGUUCCUUCGGUGUCAUCUUUGAAGGAACGAAUCUCUUAAACUCUCAGACUGUCGCCAUUAAGUUUGAACCGCGAAAAGCUGAAGCACCGCAAUUGCGCGACGAAUGCCGUUCAUAUCGUAUCUUAGCUGGAUGUACUGGGAUUCCUCAAAUCUACCACUUCGGGCAAGAAGGCCUGCACAACAUCCUAGUGAUUGACCUGUUAGGCCCAAGUCUUGAAGACUUGUUCGAUAUGUGUGGGAGGAAGUUUUCGAUAAAGACCGUCUGCAUGGCCGCUCGUCAGAUGGUCUCUCGUGUACAGACAAUACAUGACAAGAAUCUGAUCUACCGCGACAUCAAACCAGACAAUUUCUUGAUAGGCCGGCCAGGAACAAAGGGUGCCAAUAUCAUCCAUGUCGUCGAUUUUGGAAUGGCGAAGCAAUAUCGGGAUCCCAAAACGAGGGCGCAUAUUCCGUAUCGGGAAAGGAAAAGUUUGAGCGGCACAGCUCGGUAUAUGAGUAUUAACACUCAUUUGGGGCGAGAACAAUCACGCCGCGAUGACCUCGAAGCUCUGGGUCAUGUUUUCAUGUACUUUCUACGUGGAAGCCUUCCAUGGCAAGGUCUCAAAGCCGCCACGAAUAAGCAAAAAUACGAGAAAAUAGGAGAAAAGAAGCAGACGACACCGAUCAAGGAACUUUGUGAAGGUUUCCCAGAGGAGUUUGGUAUAUAUCUGAACUAUGUUCGGAAACUUGGCUUUGAGGAAACACCUGACUAUGAAUUCUUGCGCGAGUUAUUCACCAAAGUGAUGAAGAACAACAACGACGCGGAUGACGGCGUUUUCGAUUGGAAUUUGCUCAAUGGAGGCAAAGGUUGGGAAGCCUCAGUGGGUCAUCAGCAAAUCUUGAACCAAAUGCAAAACCAAGGAUUGACCGCUUCACCGAAUGAUCGUCGGAGGGAAGAUAGAAGGCGCGCUUCUCAAGGGGGAAAUAUAGCUCCACCUUCACCAGCUCUGGUCACUCCUCACUCAGCCGCCGCACAAGUCAACGUGCCUAUUGGAACACCACAUCGCGGGAACAGUCAACAUCCCUAUGCGAACGUUUCAGGAGGAGGGUAUGAUUAUACUGCUGCCGAGGACGGUUAUGGCACGCAACAACAAUACGGUCGUACUUCACCAAUGGUGUCUAGUGUGGCUGCACCUCCAGCCCUCAGUAAUGUGCGGGCCAGGGCAGGUGACCUCGGAGUAUCACGGGGUGAAUACGACGGUCAGAACAUUGACGAACCACCUCCGAAGAUGACAUUAAUGAGAAUUUUUACCUGCCGUUGUGGUUGA
This is a messenger RNA of Marasmius oreades (fairy-ring Marasmius), 1374 nucleotides long. It is a transcript of the gene CKI1, whose product is annotated as bifunctional choline kinase/ethanolamine kinase cki1. The record is from RefSeq and is a predicted model, not a curated record. The transcript has 11 exons. Gene Ontology annotation, molecular function: protein serine/threonine kinase activity; ATP binding. NCBI's taxonomy places the organism in Eukaryota, Fungi, Basidiomycota, Agaricomycetes, Agaricales, Marasmiaceae. Bases 1 to 1374 code for a protein of 457 amino acids. Gene Ontology annotation, cellular component: nucleus; cytoplasm. Gene Ontology annotation, biological process: endocytosis; peptidyl-serine phosphorylation; signal transduction.